UUUCAGUUUUUUUCAUUUCUAAUGCGGUAUCGUUGAAUAGGCGUUUGCUGAACUUUCUUUUAUUUAUUGUUUUGGUAACUCUUUGCCCUGUGGUUGAAGUUCUCUAAUAAUAUUCAGAGAAGCAGAAAAGAGGGGGAGUGUGUGAGAGUGAGUGAGUGAGUGAGUGAAGGAGAGAGAGAGAGACAACUCUGAGCCGCAACAGCUGGUUUUCAGGUUUGAAGUUUUGACAGCCGUGACUGAACAGCCACUGUUCGUCCCAGCCUGUACGAGGUCACUUAGUACCUCUGGCUGGAGGAGAGCGAGUGCAAGGUGCCUGAUGGGACAAGUAGGGGUUUAAGCAGCCCGGAGGGACACCAGCAGGACACCGGUGGACAGGAUUCGGCACCAUGAAUCGCAAGGAGUCAAAGAGCAGCAGGAAAUCCUGUGCUGUGAUAAAGACCAGGAGACCAGUUCAGAGGAGAAUGACUUGCCCGAGUCCUCAGGAGAUCAGCCGGGUCCUUCAGAGUCCACCGGCUCACUCUUUCCGCUCUGCCAGCCUGGACGAACUCAUCGUCCGCUGCCUCCACUGCUUCGACUCGGAAGGGAAACUGAUCAGAGGGACGCAGCUUGUCCAUAUGACCCUGAUGAUGCAUAACUGGGUCGUACCAUCACACAUCUUCGCCCAUAAGCUGCUUUCUCUAUAUAAGGAUUGUCCUUCAGAGAAAAGGGGACAGAGGCGCCCACAAAUCUGCCACUUCAUCAGGCAGUGGAUGAAUCAGUUCCGACUGAUGUUUGAGGUGGACCCUCUGUUAGAAGAAGCAAUGGGAGAUCUCUGGGCUCUGGUCAGGGUUGAAGGAACCGAUUCACACUAUCAGCUCUUCAAUACACCUUACAUUAAUCCUCCAGUGAAUGUUUCCCAGACUCCCUCUCCCUCUGUGAAGAAAAGGAAGGUUUCGCUGCUGUUUGACCACAUGGAACCAGAUGAGAUGGCCGAACACCUCAGCUACUUGGAGUUCAAAAACUUCUGUAACGUCUCAUUCCUGGACUACCGCAGUUACGUGGUUCAUGGCUCAGUGAGGGAUAAUCCGGCGCUCGAGCGCUCUGUCAUGCUCUGCAACGGAGUCUCCCAGUGGGUCCAGCUCAUGAUCCUCAACAGACACACCCCACAGCAGCGAGCAGAGGUCUUCACCAAGUUCAUUCAUGUAGCACAGAAGCUGAGAGCUCUACAGAACUUCAAUACUCUGAUGGCGGUGAUAGGAGGCCUGUGUCAUAGUUCCAUCUCUCGUCUUAAAGACACAGCCAGCCUGCUGUCCUCUGAUGUCACAAAGACUCUCAGUGAGCUCACAGAGCUGCUGUCAUCCUACAGCAACUAUUCAAACUACAGGCGGGUGUAUAGCGAAUGCACUGGAUUCAAGGUGCCCAUCUUAGGUGUUCAUCUCAAAGAUCUGAUCUCCCUCAACGAGGCGUUGCCAGACUACCUUGAGGACGAUAAGAUCAACUUGGGGAAACUGCAGCAUUUAUACAGCAACAUUAGCGACUUGUUGGCCAUCCAUGACUGCACCCCACCGUUUGAGUCCAACAAAGACCUGCUGCACCUGCUAACGCUCUCGCUAGACUUGUGUUACACGGAGGAUGAGAUAUAUGAGCUCUCCUACGCAAAGGAACCCAAGAACCCCAAAAUUCAGCCCGUAGCUCCGGUGAAGCCCCCAGUGGUUGCAGAGUGGGGUUCGGGACUGACUCCACGCCUGGAUCCCGCAACCAUCUCCAAACACGUUAAACAGAUGGUGGAUUCCAUCAUGAAGAACUAUGAUUUGAACAUGGACGGCUACAUUUCUCUGGAGGACUUUGAGAAGAUUGCUGCAAAUUUCCCCUUCUCCUUCUGCACACACGAGAGCGAUAGAGAAGGAGAGAUCAGUAGAGAGGAAAUCACUUCAUAUUUCAUACGUGGGAUGUCAGUGUGUGCUAAGCUCGGCUUCAAUCUCCACAACUUCCACGAGACCACGUUCAAAAGGCCCACAUUCUGUGACUCCUGCGGAGGAUUUUUAUGGGGAGUCAUAAAGCAAGGCUACCACUGCAAAGACUGUGGAGUCAACUGUCAUAAGCACUGUAAGGAUGUGGUGGGAAUGGAGUGUAUGAAGAGGUUCCAGGUGACCAGUAGCUCGUGUCCCAGCACCCCAGGCCCCGUCUCAGGCCACCACACUAAGGGCAACAGCUGGAGUUCUGAAGAGGAAGCAUUUGUCUUUCCUAAUGGAAACCGAUCUGAAAGCUCCAAGGGCCAAACUUCAUCAGACAGCGACGCCGAGGCGGCCACACUAUCCGACAGGUCCACUCAGACAGACCCAGGAGUUUGGACGCCGGUGGCCAAACGGAAAGAUCGUCUUCAUUCCCAGAAACAACAUCCCCCCCUUGAAAAGAGUGCCACUCUUCCAGCAAGGGUGCGAGGUUCAUCUGCCCCUAGUUCUCUCCUACAGGAGAAAAUGGAUGAACUGAAGCUGAACAGAGAUAAACGAAAGGAGCCAGACUGAAGUAGUCUGUGCAAAUGGCCGUUUGUUUGUGUGUGGUGGAACUGUUAACUACACUGGACAGAACAGACUGAAGAACAUGUCCUCAUCUUUCUCGCCAACUGUCUUGUUCUAUUGUCUUCAACAGAUUGUUCAUGACGUUCAUUAAAUGUGAUGAAAUUCUACCCGGAAGGGAUUUUAUUUAAGGGAUUACAGAUGGUCCGCUUCCUCAGGGCUCUUUGAAACCCUGCCGGUGGAUCCGUACAGUAAGAACUCUCUAUGCACCAGCGUCAACUGCCAGCGAGGACUGGUUAAACGGACCUCGCAUCUACUCAAAGGUGGACUGCGACAUCAUCAACCUCACUACCACUCGUAUUUGUACGAGACCGAUGGACUUUCUUGCCUUUCGUCACAAAGUGCGAGGUGCUUUCUGCAAGAAUCGUCCGAUCGAGUACAAACAUCUACUGCCUUAACAUUCACACUGAUGGAAAAUGACCAACUGUAUUGGACUUGAACAGGAAGAACGUACCUCCUCUGUUAAGGGACGUGAUUUCGGUGCUGAUAUAACACCCAGAAUGCAUCACUGUGCCUUAUGUAAUGAACAAUUCACUGAGGAGACGACAAAGGGUAUUAUAUCACUGUUUAUAUCAGACAAUAGUCCUGUCUC
Messenger RNA from Rhinichthys klamathensis goyatoka, 3147 nucleotides. RefSeq names its product RAS guanyl releasing protein 4 (gene rasgrp4). Gene Ontology annotation, molecular function: guanyl-nucleotide exchange factor activity; calcium ion binding. Gene Ontology annotation, biological process: Ras protein signal transduction; positive regulation of GTPase activity. Bases 387 to 2504 code for a protein of 705 amino acids. Lineage: Eukaryota; Metazoa; Chordata; Actinopteri; Cypriniformes; Leuciscidae. Gene Ontology annotation, cellular component: plasma membrane. The transcript has 17 exons. The record is from RefSeq and is a predicted model, not a curated record.